AUGGGAAUGCCACAUUACAAGAGAGACCGCAAUUUUUGCGCGCAGUAUCAGAUCGGAGAUUGCUUAAGCGACAUUCUGUUGCUCAUUCUAGCAUACAGUGAUAGCACAUAUCUAUGUUUGCGGUCCAAAGGACUUCACCUAUUCAAAGCGCUAGAAGGUCCGUUGCAAGAAAAUGUCAAUGCGAUCGGCAGCAGUAGCAACGAAGAUGGCACCAACAACGGCAUCAACGGUAGUGACGACAGCGACGACGACCCGAAGAUUGUGACUCUGUCAUCUCUAGCCAAAGCUUUACCAACGCCUUCGUCUCCGACCGAAGAUCCGGUGAUAGUGACAACGGUGAGUGAGCAAUUUCGGAUGUCUUGUUGUGCAAAUGAGGUGGGAUUAUCUUUAGAAAACUAUAAAAUGCUUGCUCAAUCAAAACUAAAUCUCAUAAUUUUUCAGUGUAUCGUAAUAACCGCUUUUUAUGGUGUCAUGUGUUGCUCACAUAAUAAAUUAGUGGAUCGUCAAGAUGUGUAUAGCCAGUAA
This is a messenger RNA of Plasmopara halstedii, 525 nucleotides long. RefSeq lists its product as uncharacterized. Lineage: Eukaryota; Oomycota; Peronosporomycetes; Peronosporales; Peronosporaceae. The transcript is spliced from 2 exons. The record is from RefSeq and is a predicted model, not a curated record. The coding region runs from base 1 to 525 and encodes 174 amino acids.